AUGGAGCAAUUCAGGCAGAUUGGCAAGGUGGUUGGAAGUUUAAAGGCCCUUAUGAUAUUUCAAGACGACAUACAGAUUAAUCAGAGACAAUACUAUUUAUUGGUUGAUAUGUUUACUUUAGCAGAUGAAAUAGUUGCAGAGCAAAUCGAACAAAAUUUGAGAUUUGAAGAAAAGAACACAAAAUGGCAGUGUUUGGAAACAAAGAAUUGGUGGGGAAAAGCGAUUUCCCUAUUUCGAAAUAAGGACUGUGUUCAGGCGCAGAGCCAGCACCUGGAGAGGGGGCGCGACCACGAGUGCUGGCUCCGCCGGAAUCUGCAGAGCCAUCGGGCAGUGUGGUCGCCGACUCCUCGACUCGCCUGGAGAAGAAGAAGGAAGAUGAAACCCGUUUGGCUAGCUCCACCAUACUCCAAUCUCCAGGAAGCCGAGGCAAUCGCUGCAGACCGGAACUGUCGAACUCGAACUCGAAGGCCUGAAGCGUCGCUACCGAGUGCCGACUGUUGUGCAUCUAGUCCCUCCGCUAAUUCUAGUCGAGCACGAGAGUUAUUGAAUAACACAAAGAAAUCCCGGACUCAAUUUAAUGUGGAUGAUCUUGUAUCUGAUCCAGGGAUACGCCCUCCUAUCAAGUCGUAUGAUCCUAAUAUCAGAGAUGAUGUUAGGAUGACAUACUUGGAAAAAGGUCCUUGUCAACCAUAUGGACAUGAUUUUCCAAGAAGACCGAUGAGGAAUGAUAAUAGAUGUUUUCGAAAAGAAUGGUUCUCCAAAUUUCAUUGGUUGGAAUACAAUAUAGAAAAGGAUGCGGCGUAUUGUUUGCAUUGCUACUUGCUCAAACCCGAUAGAGAGGGUCAAGGGGGUGGCCAUAUAUUUACUAAGACCGGCUUUAGGGAUUGGAAGCACAAAAAGAUAUUGAAAGAUCAUGUCGGUCUCUUUGAUAGUGCUCAUAAUAAAGCUUUUGCAAAGUGUACUAACUUGAUGAUUCAAAAGCAAAGUAUCUCCUAUGUUAUGUCUAGCCAAAGUAGUAGUCAACAACAAAUUUAUAGGACCAGGUUGAAUACAGUGCUAGAUUAUACUAGAUUCAUCUUGAUGCAAGGAUUGUCAUUUCGUGGUCAUGAUGAAUCGAAAGAGUCUCUUAAUAGAGAAAAUCUAAUUGAGUUACUGAACUGGUAUGCAGCUCGUUGCAAAGAAAUUAAAGAAGUAUUAUUUAGUAAUGCUCCUGGAAAUGACCAAAUGACUUCACCAACCAUCCAAAAGGAUUUGGUUAAUUUUUGUGCCGUAGAGACGACAAGGGCUAUUAUCAAUGAGAUAGGUGAUUCUUUGUUUUCAAUUUUGGUUGAUGAGGCUCGUGAUAAUUCUAUGAAAGAACAAAUGGCAGUUGUUUUGAGGUUUGUUGAUAAAAGUGGGCAAGUGAAUGAGCGUUUUUUGGAUAUGUUCUAUGUCACUAAGACUUGUGCCCAAUCACUGAAGGAUGCCACUAAUUCAAUGUUUUCUACACACAGAUUGAGCAUAUCUAGCCUGAGAGGUCAAGGAUAUGAUGGAGCAAGUAUAUGUCAGCAUGUAGAUGCUUUUCGAACAAGUUAUCAAGCUAAUAUUCUGGAGAAGCUUAAUAUUGGGGAACUUACUGGUGGAAGUGGUCAGUUUCAAGAAAUGAGUUUGGCACGCCCAGAUGUUCUUGAAAAUAUAUUAGAAGAUGGCAUACAAUCAAAUCAAAAAUCUUCGGCCAAAAAGGAUCAGGAUAUUCAGAAUGCAAUGAGGUUAUUGAAUUUGUGUAAGUGUGCAUUGCAGAACGUGAGAGAGAAUGCUUGGGAUACUUUUUUGAGUAGGGUGAUUGAGUUUUGUGUUGAUAGACAUAUUUUAGUGUCCAAUAUGGAGGAUAUUAUAGUAGUGAAAGGUCGACCUAGGCGUGUAGCUCAUCCAAGAGAUUCAUUUGCAGCUUUUGAUAAGAAUAAAUUGCUACGUCUUGCUCAGUUCUAUCUUUUGGACUUCAAUAGUGAAGAGCUUUUAUUAUUUAGACCACAACUUGAUAAGUUUCUUUUGUUUGUGAGAAUGGAUGAAGUUUUCUUUAAUCUCAAUAGCAUAUCUUGUAUAGUUCAGAAGUUGGUUGGUACUGGAAGUUUCUGUUAUUUUCCAUUGGUUUAUAGGCUGCUCAUCUUGACAUUGAUAUUACCUGUGGCAACUGCAAGUGUUGAAAGGGUAUUUUCUGCUAUGAAUCUAAUCAAGAGUGAUUUGCGCAACAAAAUAAGAGAUGACUGGUUGAAUAACAAUUUGUUGGUUUAUGUGGAGAAAGCUAUUUUUAAAAAACUUGAGAAUGAGACAAUAUUGUAA
Olea europaea var. sylvestris is the source of this 2319-nucleotide messenger RNA. RefSeq lists its product as uncharacterized. The transcript is spliced from 8 exons. NCBI's taxonomy places the organism in Eukaryota, Viridiplantae, Streptophyta, Magnoliopsida, Lamiales, Oleaceae. Gene Ontology annotation, molecular function: protein dimerization activity. Bases 1 to 2319 code for a protein of 772 amino acids. The record is from RefSeq and is a predicted model, not a curated record.